Messenger RNA from Naegleria fowleri, 2448 nucleotides. RefSeq lists its product as uncharacterized. Bases 1 to 2448 code for a protein of 815 amino acids. The record is from RefSeq and is a predicted model, not a curated record. NCBI's taxonomy places the organism in Eukaryota, Heterolobosea, Eutetramitea, Acrasida, Naegleriidae. The transcript has 4 exons.
AUGGGAAAUGAAUUUAUUCACAAUUUGGCCAUUCGACCAAGACCAGUGGCCAAUGCAGAUCCACUUCAAAUCAUUCCAUCCGAUAACGAUGUUGCUUGUUUCUGGAUUACGAAUGCCGACAAUACUUGGUAUAAGAACGCUGCUUUGGGUCGACCUCGUAAUCAACCUUUGGGAGGUUUUAAAUUCAAUGUGGCUCACUCUUCGAAUGGAAAUGGUUUUCAUGUGGAUGACAUGGUAAAACCUGAUGGAACGACUGAACUCUCUGGUUUUUCUCCUCGACUGGGACCUUAUCCAAAUCCAACCGUUUCGGGUGUGUCUGUCGAUGCAAUUUUCGAAGGCCUAAUCUCUUACAAAAAUCGUGGUUAUGGUAUUUGGGCUCGUGGUGGUCCACUCGUAUUCAAGAAUUUAACACUUUUUGAUAAUCGAAAUCAAAUGAACUCUCCACCUGGUCCAAGUAUUAUUAUGGACAGUUUAUUCAUUGCUGAGACAGACAAUGUGGGUGAAGCUGGUUAUCGUCCAACGAUUGAUGUGGGUGGUCGAUCUCGUCCUGAUUUCUAUUCCACAGCUACUAAAUUUGUCAUUAAGGGUUAUGAAACCUAUGACAAUGGUGGUCCACAAAUUCUUGUUAAUGUUACUUUUCGAAACUUUAUGCCUGAUUCAUUUAGACAAUCAGGUGCUUUGGGUCAAUUAACAGAUGCUCCUUUCAAACAUCAAACUUUGAAUCGAUAUGUGGGUUUGAAAUUUGAAAAUUCCAAUCAUGCGUUCAUCAUGCCAAAUUAUUUCGAUGGUAAUAAGGGAGCUUGUUUGUUAGAUAUUGAUGGUGCUGCAACUGAACUCACUCCAGGUGGUUGGAUUGUGGCCAACGACAGUAUUUUAUCUCAUUCUGCAUGUGUGAGAAGAGAGGAUUGGAAAGGUUAUGCUUGUCCAGUUUCUUUGGAAGGUUAUGCACAACUGACAGUUGUCAAUAUUGGAGGUCAUUUUGAAACCACAGGUACUUUGGGAAUCAAUCCUCAAUUUAAUAAUCCAUCUGCAAGAAUUCCAAGAAUGAUUACUCAUGAUUUGACAAGACGUGCCAGUAGUCAAGUAUUGGGUGCUGUUUCUUCUGGAACUGUCGAUCACAUCAUGCACAGCAAUGUAAUUUUGAGAAAUUUUUAUGCCAUUCGUUGGGUGUUGAAUAUUCCAACUCCACCAGUUCUUAGAUUUUCAUUGCCAUCAAGUGCUAACAAUGAUUGGGUCGUAGUGAGUGUACAAUAUCCAAGAACUGCUUCUUUAUGGAUUUAUUAUUUGAAAAACAAUGUUCCAACUUCAUUGACAUCUGUCAACAGCCUUUCUGAGAUCGUUAAGGAUCCUACCAAUUAUUAUUUUGACUUUGCUGGUGAGAAUUUAUACUUGUAUUUGAGAAAUAGAGCAGUUGACAAUUAUGAUUUACCAAAAGAUUCUGACAAAUUUGUCAAACUCUACAAUCGUGAGGAUCGAUUCGCUGGUAUUUUGAAACCAAUCGUCAAUGGAGCUCGUGGAAAUGGUGUCGCCUUUGCAACACUACUUCCAAAUAAGCGAACCAUUGAUUUUACAGUUCAUCAUGAUUUGACUUUAAUUGCGACCAAGAUGGAAAUUGGAAUUGGCGAUCCAUCCACUGGUUCUGAAGAACGAUUCAUUUCACAAUUUGGUGUAAAAUAUUCUCCAUUUUCCAUGUCAAGAUUUUCUGCAGACUUGUCAGUCGGUGAAUUGAUUCAUCUCUUGAAAGGACGUCUCUUUGUCAAGUUACACACCACUGAAUAUUCAAAUGGACAUUUGAAAGGUUUCGUUGCAUGCAAUCAAGGAAAGAAUUCCAAAGGUGAAUUCAUGUGUAGUUUGCCAUUGCCAAUUCCAUCCGCAAAACCUUGCGAUCCAUCUCCUGCUGAUUCUCUAAAUAUUUAUUCGGAAUCUGAAGAUAUGGACACUUCCAAGACCAAAUUUGUGGAUCUUCUUCCAUAUUCUCGUUAUCCAGCGAAUUGGAUUGAUUUGGGAGUUUACAAAUAUUAUGAAUUCUUUGUGAAGGUUGUCACUCCUGGAGAGUUGAGAUUGAAUGUUUAUUUCAAAGAAACUCAAAACAAUGCUGCCAAAGAUUUGACAUCUGUGUUCGUCGAUCCAAAAUAUUUUCAACAUUACAAGAUUGAUGACACUCGUGUCACUCGAUUGAUAAUUCCAGUCACUGAUCUUCCAUUCACCAACAAGACUUCACUCAAUGCCAUUCAACGAGUGAGAUGGAUUGUCAAUGGAGGUGUUUACAAGGAAUUCAUAAUUGACAAUGUCAGAUUUGUGAAGGAUACAAGUCGAGAUCCAGUGAAUCCAAAGACGAGUGUGAGUAGUAAGAGACAAGUAAGCAGUGCUUAUGUGAUGAGACCAAUGAUGAUGAGUGUGAUGAUUGUGAUGCUUGUUGUUGCGAUUUUCAUCGAGGUGAUUGCUUAG